CUCCUGCCCUGCCUCCCCGCGGAGCUCUCCCCCCGCAGCCCGCACUCGCCUCCGCGCCCUCCCGCCGGCGGCCCCAGCUCUCCCACGGACCACCCCGCGCUCCGCCCGCCUUGCUGGGCGGUGGCUACCGAGGGUCGGCGGCAGCCCCCGCACACGAGCGGCCUCCCCGGCCCGGGCUGGGAGAGAGCGGCCUGUGGGUGCCCCGACCUGCGGAGGGGACCGGGACAGACCCAUCUCCCUCCUGCUCCCGGUCCGGUUCGGGAGCCGCCGCAGGAGCCCUCAGAGCGGGGUCGCGGGCAGCCCCGGACCCGACGGAGGUCACAGACACGCUUGUGCACAGAGGAGGAAGCGGCGAGGGUAAACCACUGGAUUUUUGUCAGAAAUUCUGCAAGAGUGACUAACUAUCAGUAAAGAUGUCAUAUAUAAUGAAAGGAUUUAAAUGUCACAGUCCUGUGAUGUGCAAAGUAGCAGGAAGCCUGUUUAAAGCACACACAUUAAAGAACAUGUUAGGGGUCAAUGAACAACAAUUCAAAAUUUCCCGUGCAUCAUCUCAGCUGAGCUCUGAAAAGGCAAACUCUUAUAAUUACAUCAUUGUAGGAGCUGGAUCAGCAGGCUGUGUAUUGGCCAACAGGCUGACAGAAGACUCUCAGAGUACUGUGCUACUUUUGGAAGCAGGCCCUAAAGAUACCCUGCUAGGCAGUAAAAGACUGCUGUGGAAGAUUCACAUGCCUGCUGCCUUAACAUACAACCUCUGUGAUGAGAAAUACAACUGGUACUACCACACCACACCCCAGAGGCACAUGGAUAACCGAGUCAUGUACUGGCCCCGGGGCAGAGUGUGGGGGGGCUCCUCCUCUCUCAAUGCCAUGGUCUACAUCCGUGGGCACGCCGAGGAUUACAACCGAUGGAGCAGGGAGGGGGCUCUAGGCUGGGACUAUGAGCAUUGCCUGCCCUAUUUUAAGAAGGCACAGACACACGAGCUGGGGCCGGAUCAGUACAGAGGUGGGAAUGGCCCCCUGCAUGUGUCAAGAGGGAAAACAAACCAUCCUCUUCACCAAGCAUUCCUGGAGGCAGCCCAGCAAGCUGGGUAUCCCUUCACAGAUGAUAUGAAUGGCUAUCAGCAAGAAGGCUUUGGCUGGAUGGACAUGACUAUACACCAAGGUCAAAGAUGGAGCACAGCUAGUGCUUAUCUUCGCCCAGCCAUAUCACGCCCAAAUUUCUCAGUUGCAGAGAAGACACUUGUAACAAAAAUCUUGUUUCAAGGAACAAAAUGCAUUGGUGUUGAGUAUGUGAAAAAUGGGCAAAGGAAAAAGGUUUUUGCCAAUAAGGAUGUUAUUUUAAGUGGAGGUGCCAUAAAUUCUCCCCAACUGCUUAUGUUGUCUGGAAUUGGAAAUGCAGAUGAUCUAAAAAAAUUGGGGAUCCCUGUUGUUUGCCAUCUUCCUGGAGUAGGCCAGAACCUUCAAGAUCAUUUAGAAGUUUAUGUCCAGCAAAAGUGCACCAAACCUAUUACUCUAUAUAGUGCACAAAAGCCAAUUAACAUGGUGAGGAUUGGUCUCGAAUGGCUUUGGAAAUUUACAGGUGAGGGAGCCACUGCCCACUUAGAAUCUGGUGGUUUUAUCCGAAGUGAACCAGGGGUUCCUCACCCCGACAUUCAGUUCCACUUUCUUCCUUCUCAGGUGAUUGACCAUGGUCGGGUUGCUUCCACAAUGGAAGCUUACCAGGUCCACGUGGGACCCAUGAGGAGCACAAGUGUGGGCUGGCUGAAGCUGAAGAGUUCAGACCCAAAUGACCACCCCAUCCUCGAGCCCAACUACCUGUCCACAGAAAGAGAUAUUUGGGAAUUCCGCCAAUGUGUCAAGUUGACCAGAGAGAUCUUUGCUCAGAAAGCCUUUGAAAAAUUUCGUGGGCCUGAAAUUCAACCAGGAAAUCAUGUUCAGUCUGAUAAAGAAAUAGAUGCUUUCAUAAGGCAGAAGGCUGAUAGUGCUUAUCAUCCUUCCUGCACCUGUAAAAUGGGUCAGCCUUCAGACAGCACUGCUGUAGUCGAUCCCCAAACAAAAGUAAUUGGCGUUGAAAACUUGAGAGUAGUUGAUGCUUCAAUAAUGCCCAGUAUUGUCACUGGAAAUUUGAAUGCCCCAACUAUCAUGAUAGCAGAGAAAGCUGCAGACAUAAUUAAGGGCCUCCCAUCACUUCAGGAGAAAAAUGUUCCUGUAUAUAAGCCCAAGACCCUGGAAACACAGAGAUAAAUAAAUAUUCUCAUCCUUUCAUAUCAUUUGCUAUUUAGGCUUUCAUCAGCAUGUUGGUAUCUCAUACUGAACAUGCCAACAUGAUAAAUAUCAUGCAAAACAACAUAUCCUACUAAAAGAACUAUUAAUUUGAAUAAUUUUAUUAGACUACCUACUGUUUUUUAAUCAUCUGGUUUAAGUUGCAUAUUUUAGAAUCAUAGAAUAUGUUGAGUUUGAAGGGACCAAUAAGGAUCACUGAGCCCAACUCCUGGCCCUAGGCAGGACACUCCAAGAA
Molecule: messenger RNA, 2517 nt
Organism: Corvus hawaiiensis (hawaiian crow)
Lineage: Eukaryota; Metazoa; Chordata; Aves; Passeriformes; Corvidae
Gene: CHDH
Product: choline dehydrogenase
Exons: 8
Coding region: 414-2243 (609 amino acids)
Cellular component (GO): mitochondrial inner membrane
Molecular function (GO): flavin adenine dinucleotide binding; choline dehydrogenase activity
Source: RefSeq, a predicted model, not a curated record